This is a messenger RNA of Kwoniella mangroviensis CBS 8507, 2730 nucleotides long. RefSeq lists its product as uncharacterized. The coding region runs from base 1 to 2730 and encodes 909 amino acids. The transcript has 11 exons. The record is from RefSeq and is a predicted model, not a curated record. Gene Ontology annotation, molecular function: protein binding. Lineage: Eukaryota; Fungi; Basidiomycota; Tremellomycetes; Tremellales; Cryptococcaceae.
AUGACACAACAGCAGACUAGAUCGCCAGCUGCUACAAGGACAACCGCCAAUGCAACUCCCAAAAGACCUCUAGCUACCCCUCGAAAGUCACUGCCUCUAGCUGGUUCGAGCUUGACAACGCCUUCACCAAUCACCAAACCUCAGCCGAGACGUUCUCUCCCUGACAAACAGCAGCCGAGCCCAAAAUCGACCUUGAAAAUAGCUACGAACGGUAGAAGUACCCCUAAAGCAGGUCCUUCAACUCCUCGGUCUUUGACUCCAAAGGCUACAGCUAGACCAUCCCCAGCUAGGAUCCCUUCACCUCUUCGUCAAUCGCCCGCUAAGAUAGCUUCACCAGAGGAGGCUUCCCUCUCCUCGGAAUCCUGGGUCGCCGAUCAACCUCUGGGUCCUAAUGGUUUUCCAGAGAUCUUUAGCGAGCCUACCAACUGGGAUGACCCUAUCACGGAGGAGAAUUGGGAAUUGAGGACAGAAACCGUCAAUGGGAUUGAAGAUGGGGAUUCCCCAUACGCUACUUUGGAAACUCACUAUCUCCGGCAGAUAACCCACUACAAAAACCUGCUCGUCAAAUCCCAAUCAGCCUCUUCAACAUCGCUCCAUGAUUUACAUAGUCAAUUACACUAUUUGCAAAAGCAGUAUCACGAGUUAGAAGCGGAACACGCAAGAUGCAGUGCAGCAGACAGAUCCAAAAGGGGCCAAGAGGAAUUUGAGAAACGAGCUGUGGAUAGUGUUAGAAAUGAUCUGGCUGGAACAUUGAGAAGUAUGGAUAGGGAUGAAAGGAUCAGAAUGUUAGGUUUAGUAGCUGAAGCAUGUCAUCCUUCCGAUAUAAACGCGCAGAUAGCUAUCCUUGAGAAGUACAGGAGAUCAAGGUUCGAUAUCUUGUCUCGGACUGAUGAAGCUCUUCAAGUAAGGAUACUGGGGUUAUUGGACGUCAAGGAUAUCCUUACUCUUAGGACGGUGUCCAAGCGGUAUAGAUACAUCACGCAGAAUGACUCGUUGUGGAAAAUGCUAUGUAGGCAACUUGAAUGGAGAGAUUGGGAUGGUGAAGCUGGCUUGAUACAUCUCGAGGAUAUACCUGAAGGAGGAUGGGAAGAAUUGUAUCAAGAUCUCUGGAAACGGGAAAGGAACUGGAACACAGGAAUGGCUCAAAAAGUGUUUUUGCUGAAGGGACAUACAAACUAUGUCACCUCACUUCGUCUUCGCGGAGAUGUUUUGAUCAGUGGAUCAUACGAUGAGACCAUACGGAUAUGGCAUCUCCCUCCUCUGCUCACUCUGACGCCCUCUUCGAUUCCUCAACCGCUAGUGAUACCUGCGAAGUCGGUUUCGUGUCUUGACUAUUACCCUCCGGAGGACGUUUUCGUUGCAGGGUACCAUGACAUCGGUCGAGUACAAGUAUGGAAGAAGAAAGGAGAGGAGUGGCAUCUACUGAAUACCUUAUCUGGACAUCUGCACGGGAUCAGAGCAGUAGCACUCAACGAGGAUUAUCUGGUAUCUGCAGGAGCGGACAAAGCCCUAGUCAUCUGGUCAUGGAGAACGGGAGAGAAGAUAGUACGAUUUGGUCAACAAACGAAUAUAUGUGUUGGUAUUCAACUCAUUAACGAUUAUAUCGUUUCUGUCACGGUCGACGGGAUCAUUAGGAUAUUCAGUAUCAGGAAGAGAGAGAUGUUGGCUCAGUUCAAGAUAUCAGAUCUUGGUAGGACUGUUGGUGGUGGGACGAAAGAAAAGGAAUGGAAGUUGAAAUUGAAAGAUGUGGGCGGUGGAGUAGGCGGAAUAGGUAUGAUUAACUGGUUUGAAGGUCAAGGCAAGUGGAUGACUUGUGCCACAAGGGAAAUGAUCAUUCGUCUAGCAUGGGACGAAAUUGAGGAGGUGAUACCUCUCGCCACUCCAACAACUCGACCUUCUAGUCCUGCGACCCCGUCCCCAGCCAAAGGAAGGAUUCGGACCGUAUCCUCGGCUUCUAGGGCAUUACCGAUGGCGUCUACACCUACCAAGACCCCAAAUCACCUCAGACAGCGUACCGCUUCCGGAUCUACGCCUACAUUAAGUGUCAAAAGGUCUACACCCAGCUUGACAUCCGCGGCGAUGUCACCAAGCCUAUCAUCACCUGCUUCGAGAUUGGCAAACCUCACCUCACCUGCAAAAGCUGCGACUCGAUCAUUAUCUGGUACAGCGACCCCGUCUCCACUCCGAAGUAAAGGGGUUGCCAAUCUCGACAGAUCUUCCAGUCCAAUCACGCAAUCAUCUUCCCCUAGAAAACCCGUCAUAUCAUCCCGACGGACUUCUUUGGCCUCUGGUACUCCUGUCCCUGAGGAGGAAGAGAUGAAGCCGAAGGAAGGGAGGAAGAGGAUCAUACCCCUACUGACUAAAGCACCUAAGAUCCUCGAGCUUAUUCAUGCUCCUGACGUAGAGAAAGGUGCCAUAGACGCUAGGAGGACUAGAGUGGUCACUUCCACUAGAUUCGCAGCUAGAUCAGGAGCUGAUAGACAACUUUAUGUCGGUGUGCCAGGUCAGUCUGACCAAGGUGGACAAGAUGGAGGGACAGAUAUGAUACCUGUGACUGGAGCCUGGAGAGAUAAAUCGGAGGUAUUAAAUUUACAGACUCCAGGAAAGAAUCCUAUGAGUUUAGUAUUGGAUCGAGAGAAGUUCGUUUACGGGUGUACGGAUGGAAGUAUCGUGGUAGUGGGGUUUCUGGGACAUGAUUAUUUGGCAGAAACUCACCACGAGGCGGAAUAG